Molecule: messenger RNA, 897 nt
Organism: Protopolystoma xenopodis
Lineage: Eukaryota; Metazoa; Platyhelminthes; Monogenea; Polystomatidea; Polystomatidae
Source: the annotation of a GenBank genome assembly
AUGUCCACACAUUUCCGUCCCGCCGACCCUCCACCUCUCUCUCCACUUGGCCUGGUCACUCAUUGUCUCUGCCGUCUGGUAAGCCAGCCUUUCGCUGUAAGUACUUUCUUCCAUGCCCCGACAACGGCAACAUCCAAGGCGUUACAAUACCAGCUGUGUGCCCUAGGACAGGAAGCUCAAGGGCUCACUUUAACUGAAGAAACCAAGAGACAGGAGGCUGCAGUAUCCUCAAAGCAGACACAGAGCAAUCCUACCAAGGCUCUGCCAAUAUCUGGGCCCAUUCUGGACUGCGGUGAUUCCGUAACACAUGGAGUCUUAAUCAACCAGCCUGGGGACCCUUUAUCUUUGCUAUUGCAGCCUUUCGGGCAGGCCUUGCAGAAUCUAGUUGAACACGUUCAGGUAGUUGCCCAAUCUCGUGUUAUUCUCAUAUUUUUCCUUCUUUCCUCCCGAUGCCUAAAUGGGCGGCAUGCUGCCUAUUAUGCUCUCAGCGCCAGCCAGCUUGUCUGCCAGCUGUUUGUUCAGGCCCUUCCACAACUUGACGGCAUGAGUACCAAUUUCGCAACACUGAACACUGUCUCGUCUAGCAUUCCUUUGCUCGAACGUCUGGCAACCCUGUUGCGUUGCGUCUACGCCCGUCCUGAGGUACCGGUUGGCCACGGUCUACCUUGGCCUACUGAAGGAAGCUCGAGCCUCAGCGAUGAGCAUGAGACGAUGAGACCGAUUCUAGCAGAACAAGCCCAUACAUUGAGAUAUCUGCCCACAGCAGGCAUUGCCCAUGAUGUCGAUGAACCUUGGAUCUUUGCUUCAUGCUUGAUUUCCGCCUGGAGGGGCUUGGUGAGCCUACUCUUCUUGCUCCUUGACCUCAUUGCAACUCUGGAGAGGGGCGAAUUUCCAUAA